Messenger RNA from Chondrus crispus (carragheen), 408 nucleotides. RefSeq lists its product as hypothetical. NCBI's taxonomy places the organism in Eukaryota, Rhodophyta, Florideophyceae, Gigartinales, Gigartinaceae. Bases 1 to 408 code for a protein of 135 amino acids. The record is from RefSeq and is a predicted model, not a curated record. The transcript has a single exon.
AUGCAUCUCUUCACCUUGUUUCCGACGCACUUGGUCCCACUAGGGCACACAACUCCAGGCCGAUCGCAACGAAUUCGAGGGUCCUUCACUGACGACUUCACACAUACCCGAUCGCGACACUUUAAUCCCGACCCGCAAACCCAGAACGGAUCUCCCUUGCAGAAUUGUCCCUCUCCCAUCGGUUUGACACACUUCUUCACUCGCCGAGUCCCUGCGCACACCUUUCCAGGCAUGCAUACCUGCCCAGGCUUAUCGCAGCGGGGACCCAAGAUAGUUCCCUGGGUCAAAGAGAUCAGACAUACAAAUGAAAAGGCCACGGCGAACUUCAUCUUGGGGACGGACGUAAUGGUUGACAAUGAAACGCUAGUAUGUUUCUCUCGGUACAGGAAUGGAUCUUCCUUCGCCUGA